UGCUGACUCGCUUCUUCGGAGCCAAGAUCAUCCAGUCACUCCUAGACAGGGAAAAUGGCUAGUCCGAGGAGCCGUAGGGCUUUAAUGGACGUCAAGAAAACCAAUGACAACAACCGUUGCUUCGAAUGUGGUACUCCAAACCCUCAAUGGGCCAGUGUGACUUAUGGUAUCUGGAUAUGUCUGGAGUGUUCUGGUAAACAUCGCGGUCUUGGCGUGCAUCUAAGUUUUGUGCGAUCUAUAAACAUGGACAAGUGGAAAGAAUUGGAACUGGAGAAAAUGAAAGUUGGAGGAAAUAAACAUGCGAGAGAUUUUUUCAGCAGCCAACCUGACUUCCGUGAUGAUUGGACGCUGCAAGAAAAGUACAACAGCAAAGCUGCGGCACUCCUUCGGGACAAGGUUGCCACUGAGGCCGCUGGUCAACCCUGGUCAGAAGAGACCUCCAAUGCCCGAAAUUUUCGUCCCUCCAUUCCUCAUGUACAUACCUCCAACGAGUUGUUGCGUACUUCACAAAGCUUUCGUUCUGACCCACACAACAAAAAUCAAUCACGUGAUCCUAAUCCAUCAGCAUCGUCUGCGGAUCGAUAUUCCGCGACAUCCGGUUCGUCUAGUGCAAUGAAUACUUGUUAUUCGGACCUGGAAACUUGGCUUCGAGAUUCGGAAGAUCUAUCAGCCCGGAGGAAUUCGUCCUAUCAGGCCGCACAAGGCGUUUCCGACUGGGCUAAUUCAGCUCAGCGUGGAAAAGGCAGCUCAUUUGAUACGUCGCACUCAGGAACUGACGUCUACAGCAGCAUGGCAAAUACGACUUGGCAGUCUGGCUGGGCCAUGGUCACUCAGAUCGCCUCGGCAGCAGCAAAACGUACCAGUGAGUUGGCCUCGCAAGCCACAGAGAAGACCAAGCAACUCACUCACGUGGUCCAGGAUAAGGUCAAGGAUGCAAACCUGAUGGAUGCACUCUCCAAAGGAGUUGACAGUGUCACAGCAAAGCUACAAAGUGUUCGUAUGCAAGGGCUUCGGGGCCUCGAAUCCUACAUGGGCACCAGCGGAUCGCAAUACACCAUCGAAGUUGGUCAAGAACCUGAAUUUAGAGGCGGCUCUUCGGUUGGCCAGUAUGGAUCCACCGCCCAGGGGAUUCCUAGCCCCUCCGGUCAGAAAGCAGCUCACUUCUACACUGAUGUCGAUGAGGAUUGGAAAUGGGCUGAAGUGAAAAAACCUGAAAACGAGGAUUCUAAAGGCGACUGGGAUACACCGGGUAGUGGAAACGGCGCUGAAGAGAAUGAUGACAGCUGGACUGCUCUAGAAUGGGACUCUGUGGACCCUGCGCCAACCGAAGACAGUCGUAUAACCUCUCGUCGUUCUGGUAAUCCAGGCCGAAAUCGCAAGGACAGCUGAUUUCACUACCCACUGUCCGACGAUCCUUUUGUAAUUCUAUCUCAUAUUAGUCCUCUCUGGAACCUGUCAUCACAAUCAUGUACGUUGUUGUCAAAGGUUGCCGUUAACAGCGGACGUUAUCGCCCGGCUUUGCUUCUCCUUCUACUUAUGUUUUUAUCCUCUCCAACUGAUCGAUCACUUUGUUGGGUAAUAAUUCCUUUAUUCUUCAUCGAUAUUCCUAUUGUGAUAUUCUUUUUUGUCCCUCGCUUUGUCCUCUUUUUUGAUAAUCGAAUAACGUGCGCACGCACGCACAGGUGAACAGACUGGUCGAUGGUUGACUUUGGUGGGACGGCUGUUUACUUUAUUGGAGAAGAACCUGGACGCAUUUUGCGGUGGAGUCAUCCUCUUUUAUUCCGAAUCAAGAUACUGUGUAACUGCCGCGUUCUGUUAGUUUUUCAGAUCCGCACACUUGACGGUCGUGUAUCUGGGUCGGUCUAGGAAACACCUCGUAUCCUAUCGAUUUUUUGAAUUUAACUGAAAUAUACUCUUGAGG
Messenger RNA from Opisthorchis viverrini, 1921 nucleotides. RefSeq lists its product as hypothetical. Lineage: Eukaryota; Metazoa; Platyhelminthes; Trematoda; Opisthorchiida; Opisthorchiidae. The transcript is spliced from 10 exons. The record is from RefSeq and is a predicted model, not a curated record. Gene Ontology annotation, molecular function: GTPase activator activity. Gene Ontology annotation, cellular component: Golgi membrane. Gene Ontology annotation, biological process: regulation of endocytosis; regulation of ARF protein signal transduction. The coding region runs from base 55 to 1389 and encodes 444 amino acids.